GAUAUGUGCAUUGUGAGCUCAUCGGCGCAGCCGAGAAGGCCCAUGAUAUACACAGGGAAGGGAAGAGGCUGCAGCUGUACGGGUGCCCACUAGUGUUGCAGGCAUUGCGUUUCGACUCGGUCGACACUGGUACAGCUGUCGAGCCUGAACCGCUUGUGCGUCCGAGGAUAAAGUUCUACACUGCCUUUAUUUUGUCAAGACUGAUACACAAAGAUACUGCCAUUGGUAGCGUUCCGAAGAGAUACGGUGUGAUGAAGGCCAAGCGCAUGGCAGAUCAAAGCUUGCCAUGGAACAGUGAAAAUCUUAGGAGCAAGAUCGAGGAGGUGAUUUAGUUAAAUGGAGUUUUCUGUUUUAAGCAGUCUGCAUAACUGAUGGGCACUAAGCAUUUGUAUUGUCUUUGAGGCCAAGGCUUUCAUAGAUAGAUCACUAAAAGAGCACGGGCUGGCUAGUGCGGAGCGCAACACCUUGUUCUUUCGUAACUUAAGUGCACUUAACGACGGGACAAUCACCUGCAUGAACGAAAACAUGUACAGAGAGAUUGAAAGGCACCUUGCAAACGAGAGGGUGAUGACCAUGCGGCACAUGCAAGCUUUGCUACAGUAUGUGGAGGGGUUGGGCCUGGGUGAUUCAGUAAUAGAGCUUAAAAACCAAGUGAUUGCAAGCGCUGCACAAUCAGGCGCCUACCAGGGGAGCGGUUCCGGGGAAGGCUGCAGUGGAGCGCAAGCAGGAGAACCUGACGAAAUGAUCCCCACGCUGGCGUCCUUCGUCCUGUUGCCGUCCGUCCAGCGCCAGAGGCGCCCGCUAGCUCUGCCCACGGCAACAUUGAGCACGUCGACACAGGUUCGUUCUUUUUGCUGCCUGGCCAACCACACGCCAACAACCGCAGCGGUCCAGUUUUGCAGGGUAUGCCAAUAUACAUGUCCAUGGGGUCUUUUGGCCAGUUAUAUCUAGAUGGUGGCUUGGAGAAUGUGGUGCAGCCUGCCCGGGGUGGCCAGCAUGAUCUAGGAGCUGGGGUGCAGGCUGUUGAUAAUAUGGGUUUUGUGCACCUGGGGAAGAGGAAGGAAAGGGACGUGGAGGAGACGAACGAGGUCAUUUUUUACCAGGGCAAGCCUGUCCGUGAACUAAACUUGCUAGCGGGAUUUGCUAACGAAGCCGAUGGGAGGAAGAUCGUUACGUCGACGGAGAAUGGUGUCUCACCAUUCCGCAUCCCCGAAUUCAAUUACGAAUUCGUGUCCCCUAUGGUUGCCCAUGCUGCAUGGAUAAAAAUCCAGCAGCUAUCCCAGGAUGUAAUGAACAGAGUCUGGGUCGAUGCACAGGGGCCACCUCAUGUGAAAAUGACUGGCUAUGAAAUUUAUGAAAACUUCUGUCAGACAAUGAAUGACAAGGGUUUCGAAGUUGCAAACAUGAUGAUGAGGGAACAGGAUGGAAGGUGGUACGCGCCUUCAGACAGGGCACGCUUCCAUCACCCAAUGCCGCCAUACUUUGCGUCCCGGAUCAUGGAGGGAGGCAACAGCUUCUUGAGCGAUCCUUUAAUAAAAAACUUGUUUGUUGGGGAGCAUCUGGGAUAUGAUGUGGAGACGUGCCGCCUGAUAACUGUGUCGUUGAAGGGCGAGGGAGGUUUCCAUGUGCUCUAUGUUUUCGACAUGCUGAAGAAAAUUGCACAUGUGAUGGAUCCGAAGCGUACGCAGUGGAACCUUCUGGAACUGGAGAGGAAGCACGCACAAGUCAUGGACAGGAUGAUAUAUGGGUUGUGCAAGUGCAUUGACAAGUUCUUCAAAGGGUGGCACGUCCGAGAGGAUGAAUUCAUAAGGAAGGCUCACCGAGAGCUGCAUGCGCCACCGAACAGCUUUGAUUCGCCUUUCUACACUCUUCACUACACUACGUGCUUUGAUGGGGAGCUCAUGACAGAAGGGAUGUGGGCGGACAAGAUGUUGCGAUUCAAGCAGAAGCUCAUGAUGCUUGUGCUUACCAUGCCAGCAAACAACGCCCUGCCUGCAGGCACCGUCAUCAACCCUCGUGUCUGAGGCCUCUCCGGUUAUCAAAUCCCCCGUUUAAAAAUGGCUGCUGCCCCUAGUUUGUAAUUUGAACUCCAAAUAUUAUUUGUAUAAUUAGAACUGCCCAUGCCAAGAGGUUUAGUCACCAGUGCACUCGUCUUCGUGGUGUAUGGCACAGUUUUGGCCUAUGUGCCAUAUCUUCAGCUUGUAUGGCUGAAGCCCAAAAAUUAUUUGUAUAAUUAA
Messenger RNA from Triticum dicoccoides, 2237 nucleotides. RefSeq lists its product as uncharacterized. The record is from RefSeq and is a predicted model, not a curated record. The transcript is spliced from 12 exons. Lineage: Eukaryota; Viridiplantae; Streptophyta; Magnoliopsida; Poales; Poaceae. Bases 906 to 2024 code for a protein of 372 amino acids.